Messenger RNA from Anoplophora glabripennis (Asian longhorned beetle), 1834 nucleotides. It is a transcript of the gene Pdp1, whose product is annotated as hepatic leukemia factor. Lineage: Eukaryota; Metazoa; Arthropoda; Insecta; Coleoptera; Cerambycidae. The transcript has 6 exons. Gene Ontology annotation, molecular function: DNA-binding transcription factor activity, RNA polymerase II-specific; RNA polymerase II cis-regulatory region sequence-specific DNA binding. The record is from RefSeq and is a predicted model, not a curated record. The coding region runs from base 236 to 1105 and encodes 289 amino acids. Gene Ontology annotation, cellular component: nucleus. Gene Ontology annotation, biological process: regulation of transcription by RNA polymerase II.
CGCGGCUCGGCGCGCUAGAGUGCAGUAAUGUCGCGUCUCAGAGCCAACUAUUUUAGUCCGAAUUGAUUGCGGUGGCCCGUCCGUCCCUAGUCUAGUGUUUUUACACUCCUCGUCCCGACACCGCUACGCAGGCGGCCCGUUUUGAUGCUAGUGAGUUGAGGGGUGUUUAACACCACUCAAAAAAACCGCCAAAAUUCCGCGUUCAAUAUAUAAUUUCAGUGACAGUGACAGUGAGAUGAGCUACAAAGAUCGCGGCUCACCCAUACUGUUAGAAAGUGGUUUAAAAUCGUUUUUAGGACACCCCGGCCAUAAUUUUCCACUUAUAAACGCAGCAGUCUCGGACUGUUUUCAAAAACCCUCAGAAAUUUUCGACCUUUUAAGUUAUUGCACAAAAAGUGAAGAUAAAGGAAACAGUAAACCGGCUCAUCCGCAUAGUCAUGGCCACUCAACCAUCAAGGAUUUAGCUGGGAGCAUACUAGGAGACGACAAGAGUAAAGAUGAUGGAGAACUGUGGAAUACAGUUGAGGCACAAACAGCUUUCCUCGGACCAAACCUUUGGGACAAGACUUACGAAACUGACCUUAAGUAUGUGGACCUGGAUGAGUUCUUAUCGGAAAACGGUGUAUCGAUGGACGGGUUGGGGUCACACGGAUCCCUGGGUAACCUGGGUAGUUCCCAAGCUCUGCCAAAAAGAGAAAGAUCUCCUAGUCCGAGCGACUGUAUGAGUCCGGACACCAUGAACCCCCCAUCACCUGCCGACUCAAUUUUUUCUGAAGCGUUAUCUAUGGCUUCGAGUUGUCGAGACUUCGAUCCACGGAAGAGAGCAUUUUCAGAUGAGGAGCUCAAGCCGCAACCCUUAAUCAAAAAAUCCCGAAAACAGUUCGUCCCCGACGACCUUAAAGACGACAAGUACUGGGCGAGACGUAGGAAGAACAACCUAGCGGCCAAAAGAUCAAGGGAUGCCCGUCGGAUGAAGGAAAACCAGAUUGCCCUCAGAGCUGGAUACCUUGAAAAGGAGAACGUUGGUCUUCGCCAAGAAUUAGAACGACUGAAAAAAGAAAACCUAAUAUUACAAAACAAAUUGGCGAAGUACGAAGAUGUGUAAUUCGCUGAAGGAGCCGACCUCUUCUUACUUUUCACACACAAAACAGCCGCUCACUAAUCACUCAUUGAACAACUCGAAAACAAUUCAGUGAAUAAAAAGUGUUCCUUCAGGAUGCAACCAAACAUUUGUAUAUAAACAUACACAUUAUGUAGUCAUCAUGUAGUGUUAAGUUUAUUACAUUGUAGUAGAAGAAAAAAUUACGUACAUAUUUUUGUUUUGAUUUAUUUGGUCACGAGGUACUUGGAAACGUAGCAAAAUUUAAUGUUAAACUUAUUCCCAAACUUGUUAAACGUUGUUUGUGAUAUUUCUUGUUGCCUAGACACUAAAAGAAAAUUCAAUUUCAGUUGGUCGCUUGACAUUCUAUAUUAGAAUUGACCUAAUAAAUCCGAGUGUGGAGUUUCCCAAGUAUUUUUUGGCCAAAAUCUACAGAAAAAGGGACUGCCAAAAAAGUGGGCAGUUUGACCUCUGUUAUACCUUGUAGACUAAUUAUUUGUUGAUUGUUUUUAUGUUUAUAUAGUCUAUUUUUGGUUGAAGUUAAUUUAGUGGUAUUUUUAAGCAACUUAGUAAAAAUCGUAGUGUGCUCACAAGUUUACAGGAAUAGGCAAAGAGAAAGCACUUGUGUGCUUUUAAAUGUGCUAUACUAAAACAUAACUUUGUUUUAAAUUUAGAUUUCAGUUUACUUAAAAGUCUAAUUUCUUGAAAUAAUAGAUUUCUUAUAUUUAUUUUAAA